Messenger RNA from Micropterus salmoides (largemouth bass), 2354 nucleotides. Its product is annotated as tandem C2 domains nuclear protein. The transcript has 12 exons. NCBI's taxonomy places the organism in Eukaryota, Metazoa, Chordata, Actinopteri, Centrarchiformes, Centrarchidae. The record is from RefSeq and is a predicted model, not a curated record. The coding region runs from base 432 to 1871 and encodes 479 amino acids. Gene Ontology annotation, cellular component: nucleus.
AUUGUAAAACUGUAAAGUAAAAACUGGCCGGUAAAUAAAGACAUACUAGACUGUCUGAGCCCAUAUGUUGGCUAAGUUUCUAUCUGGAUGAUGUAGACAGUGAGGAGGAGGAAAAUAAAAAUGACAGCGAGAAGACAGUGAUAAUAAGUUGGGUAAACAAAACAAAUCAAAGAAAAAGUGAAAGUGGUGCUUCUAUGGCUGUUCGGGGAAGGAAGCUCAACAUCCAGUGUCGGUCCGGGAAUAAGAGAGUCAGGAAGUGAGACGGGGAAGGGAAAGGGAGGGAGGAAGAGAGAGAGAGAGAGAGAGAGAGAGACCUGUAACUGAAGUGCACUUUAAACCUGAGCUCACUGGCAUUUCUCUCCAGUCGGCCGCUGAGAGUUAACUGCACCGCUGGAUGUACAACCUUAAACCUAUUUCCGUGGAAACAUCGCAUGGUUGCAGCCAUGGAGUGCCUCAAAGACUGCUGCAAGAACUUCUUGACAAAGAAGGGGAAGGAGCAGGAGACCCAAGUGAUCUCACUGAAGAUGCCCCCUAAAAAGACAGCAGCUUUAGGGUGGGAGCUGAAUGAAGGGAGAAGGGUGGUCACAGAAGAUUACCUCCUGUCUAAGCUGCCCCCGGAUGGUAGAGAGGUGCCGUUUGUCCUCCCGACCUUUAAGGCCUCUUACAUCCAACCCAGAGGGUCCCGCUACCCGAAUUUACAGUCUGGGCUGGAGAGUUCAGCCCGGUGCACUUAUGCACAGAGGAAGGCAGAGCUGCUGGGUUCCAGUCACUUCACCUACAGCCCCGAGUACAGCUUUCAUCAGGGUCAAAUGGCUGAAAACAUUUCCCCCAGCUCAACCCACCGCGACACACUGAAGAACAUAAAGUCUAGUCCUCAAAGUCCAGGUUGGACUCUGAAGAAGGGCGGUGAGCAGCAACUGAGCAGCUCCAUGUUUGAUCUGUCCAGCUCUCAGGGUCACAUGCAGCGCUUCGACUCCACCUCCAGUGUCCUCAGCAGCACGUCCUCCAUGAUUGGCUCCAUUGAAAGCAGCCUGGACUCUGUCACCCUGUCUGGGGACGAGCGUGAGUUGGGGAAGGUGUGCGUCCGAGUGAGCUACCAGGAGGCUUUGGAGCAGGUGUGGAUCACUCUGGUCCAGUGUUCAGACCUCAACCUUCCUCCGGAUGGAGUGGAACAACAAAAGAUUGGAUUUAAAGGGAUCCUCACCAUCCCCAAACCAAUACAGUUCAAGAGUUCAGUCAAGGAAUACUGUCAGGAUGUGUCCUUCAUAGAGACCUUUGUGUUUGCACUGCAUAUCCAGCAGUUGCGCUGCAGUGCUUUGUUGUUGCGGGUGCAAACAUACAACCCCAGGAAACGUACGGUGGCGGAGUGCGUCCUCUCCUUGCGACAGCUCGGUCCACAGGAGACAGAGCACUGGCUUCAUCUAAACCCUCCGUCCAAAUCCUCUGUGUGCCACUCUGAGCUGCAUCUCACCACCUGCUUUCAGCCAGUGAACGGACGCAUCCAACUCAAGGUCCUCGCCGCCCAAAACCUCACAGCAUCCUCAUCACCACUCACCCAAUCAUUUUUUGUCAAAGUGGAGAUGCACCAGUUGGGGCAUGUGGUGACUAAGAAGAAGACUCGUGUGCUGAAGGCUUCGGGGGGUCAGUGUCAGUGGACGGAGACUUUUCAUUUCCCCCUGACUGCGUUAGACCACGCCUGCUCGCUGUCAGUCAGACUUUACAGCCGGAGUUCAGUCAGGAGGAAACGGUGUCUCGGACAGGUUCAGCUGGGAUUCGACAGCCCUACCCCAGAAGCAGUGGAGCAGUGGAAAGACACGAUGGCUCACCCAGAGAAAGUGGUGUCUGCGUGGCACAGAUUGAGUGCUGCCUAAUCCUCUUCUCCUAACCUCCUCUUUACACACAAUGGAUGUGAAUCUCUUGGGCUGCAAGUCCAGCUGUGCCCACUUGCUUUUCCAGUCUGUUGGCUACAGUCCUGUACGCUAACUGAGUCGACUCUAAUGGACCAGACUAUAAACUACUAAACGGGGUCCGAAUGCCCUGGGAGACCAGAUUUUCACAGAGACAGUUCAGGUGCCUGGUUGUAAAUAGGGGUUUUCGAACAAAGUGUGGUUUUCAAGCUGGAAAUGUUAGUUUGGUGGUUAUUGUCUAGACAAAAUUAAGUUCUUUCUUAAAAAAACAGUAGAGCUUUUGCCUAGCUGACAACCAUUCAGUUGCAUAGCAUUUAGCUGUAUAUAAUGGUGUAUUUUGUAAGUCUUGUGUCUUGUGUAUAUGACUUAUAUUAGUGAAAAUCUUGUUUUCAAUCUCUCUGUUGCAUAGAAAGUUUACAAGUGACCAUAAAGCCAAACUCACUGUAA